Messenger RNA from Paramuricea clavata, 2504 nucleotides. The record is from the annotation of a GenBank genome assembly. NCBI's taxonomy places the organism in Eukaryota, Metazoa, Cnidaria, Anthozoa, Malacalcyonacea, Plexauridae.
AUGGGUAGGCUAGGUAUGCAAUGUUGUGCAUUUGGGUGCAACAAGAGAAAGAAAAACAAGACUGCAGAAUUAGAUCAAUUGCGUAGUGAUAGUGAAGGCACAUCUGACGACGAGACAGCAACAAAAAGGCAUCAUGCUCGGACGUUCCACAGGUAUUCAACUAUCAAUUACAGUAAAAUUCACUUGUUUUAUAUAAAUUAAAUUUGUAAUUAGAGACAGUUUUCAAAAGUUUUGUGAAGUGUUCAGUUGAAAACGCGAAAAGUGGUGCUUUGUUGAGACUGUUGACGACAUGCAGUAUCUUCGAUUGCCUUGAUUCCCUAUUCGAGUAUUACAAAAAAAUGAAAAAGGAUUCUAUUUAUUUUUGAUCACCAAGGUUUCCGGCCGACCCAAGCAGAAAGAAAAUUUGGACAGCGAAAAUACGAAGAAAAGAUUGGAUACCAAGCAGCAGCAGUCGAAUUUGUUCAGACCAUUUCCCUGAGAGUUGUUUCGAUAGAACUGGGAAGAUGACAAAACUUAAAGACGACGCUAUUCCAACUCGGUUUAAAGGUUUUCCAAAACAUAUGCAGAAGGUAAAUAACUCGCCUGCCCCUGCUUUCUGUUUUAAGCCUGGUUUUUAUAUGACAUGGUCGCAACAGUCGUAUUAAAAGAUGUGGUCACGAUCUUUCUCAUCAGCCGAAAUACAACAUUUUAGAACUAAAAAUACGCGGAGUGAUUAUAACUAGAAAAUGCUUAUGGUAUAAACUGUUAUAAACUGGCCGUUGAGAAAGAUCGUGAUUAUAUUUUUACGACGAUUUAUAAUAUUAAUACGACCAUAUGGAAACAGUGUAUGGAAACCAGGCUUUGCGAUCUAAAACUAUGCGCUAAUUGAUACAAAUGUUAAUAAGGGUUUUCUUGGACCUCGGGGUAAACCCGAUCUCUAAAAAUCGCUAAAAUUCAUUUAUUUUAGCAAAAGUAUGCAGGGCGUUUUGCGUAGUUUAUCAAUCAAGCGUUAAAUAACGGUUCUUAAGAUAAACUGUCUUACAGUAUCUUGACAAAUCAAUAAAACAUUCAAUGUUAGUUUUUAUCACUUUUAUUAAGCAGAUACAUCAUACAAUAUAAUAAGCAUGUCAACAGUUACUGAACAGUACAGAACUACAAUUUAUAGUCCUAAACAGGCAAUGUUGAUAUUUUAGAUACAAAAGCCACGUAAGACUUCAAAUAAGAUCUUACAUGUAAACGAAAUUGACGAGGAAAGUGUACCUACAACUGUUGCUGUGGAUGACGAAUGUGAGCCUCCCCCUGCAAAGAAAAUAGCACUUGAUAGGGAAGUGAAUGAGUUAUAUACUCCAACAGAAGAGAUUGAUAAGAUCAAGCAGGUUCACCACAAAAAGGUUGAAAUCUUAAAGAAGAAACUGAAGCUGUCCCAACAAAAAGCACGACGUCUAAAGAAAAGAAAUACAUCCCUGAAGGGUAUAGUAAAGCAGCUAAAGGAAAGGGACUUAAUUUCUUCUGCAUGUGAAGAGAUGUUACAAAGAAAUUUUUGUGCGGUACCUGUUGCAUUAUUUAAAAGAAUGUCAUCAAAUUCUGGUAAAGGAUGCAAAUACUCACCAGAACUCAAGUCCUUUGCUCUGACACUUCAAUUCUAUUCAGCCAAAGCAUAUGACUUUGUGCGCAAGACAUUUAACCUUGCACUGCCCCAUCCUGUCCAGAUCCGAAAGUGGUACACUAAAGUCCCUGCAGAACCAGGAUUUACUGAACCAUCAUUCCAAGCACUAUCACAAAGGGUAAAAAACAAUGCAGAAAAGAAGGUUAUAUGCAGCCUGAUGAUUGAUGAAAUGGCAAUAAAAAAGCAUGUUUCCUGGGAUGGAAAGAAAUUUCGUGGCUAUGUCGACCUUGGAAAUGAUGUAAAGGAUGACGAUUCAGCACCCAUAGCAAAAGAUGCUCUUGUCUUUAUGGUUGUUGGUGUGAAUGAAACGUGGAAAGUUCCUGUUGGAUACUUCUUUGUUGAUGGUCUGAGUGGAAAAGAACGAGCAAAUUUAAUUAAAGUCUGUAUUAAGAAAUUGCAUGAUGUUGGAAUUGAUAUAAUCUCCCUUAUAUGUGAUGGGCCAUCAUGUCAUUUUGCAAUGUUACAUGCACUUGGGGCUCAAUUAAAACUCCCUAAUAUCAGGCCAUAUUUCCUACAUCCUUUGGAUAAAAACAAGAAAAUAUAUGUUUUACUGGAUGUAUGUCACAUGCUCAAGCUUAUAAGGAACACCUUGGGGGACGGCGGCAUAUUAUAUGAUAAAGAUGGAAAGACAAUUUCUUGGGCAUACUUAACCGAGCUACAAAAAUUGCAGGAGAAAGAGGGUUUGAGGCUAGGAAACAAGUUAAAGCUUUCACAUAUCCAGUGGUGGCAACAAAAAAUGAAAGUCAAUCUUGCAGCUCAAACAUUUAGUGCCAGUGUUGCUGAUGCAAUCGAUUACUGCAGGGACACACUGAAGCUUGAACAGUUCCAGGGUUCAGAAGCCACAGUGAAGUUUAUUUGA